GCUCUCGACGCCUGUGUGUGUGUAUGUGUGUGUCUGAGCUCGCCAGUGUGAUCGUCUGAUUAAGGUAGAAAAUGAAAUGAGAGAGAAGAGCCCCCGUUGAGGAAGUGAGAUGAUAACAUAACGGCGCCUAGACUACAACAUUUGCCUGUGUCUUCGCUCCCUGGACUGCAAUGCCUCCACAACGAGUGUUCACCCUGCCGCGGCAGCAAUCUCUGCUCCUGCCUGCGGUCAUCAACCCGUUUGUACAGGACACAAAACUAACCAAAGCUACUAUAAUUAAAUGUGUCCUCCUGGGAAUCUUCCUGGUCCCUGUUCGCGCCAUCCUGUUGUCUCUGGUUCUCAUGGUGACAUGGCCAGUGUCUGUCAUAAUAACCUUCAAGCAUCCUCUGAAAGGAGCUGUGGAGCCAAUGAAAGGCUGGAGAAGGUUCAUGUGUCAGAGGAUAAUGGCUGCCUUGGGGAGAACUUACUAUUUCUGCAUGGGCUUCAGAGUGGUGGUCAAGGGCAAGCAGGUCAGCAGCAGUGAGGCCCCCAUCCUGGCUGUUGCCCCCCACUCCACCUUUUUCGAUGGGAUUGUGUGCAUUAUUGCAGGCCUGCCCUCCACCGUCUCCCGUGUUGAGAACCUGGCUACACCCAUCUUUGGCAGGUUUGUGCGCUGUCUCCAGCCAGUGCUCGUGUCCAGAAAGGACCCAGAUUCACGGAAGAAUACAAUCCAAGAGAUUGACAGCAGAGCCAAAUCAGGAGGCCGCUGGCCUCAGGUUUUGAUAUUUCCAGAGGGAACAUGUACAAAUCGCUCAUGUCUUAUCACUUUCAAACAAGGUGCCUUUAUCCCAGCAGUCCCCGUGCAGCCUGUGCUGAUAAGGUAUCCCAACAAACUGGAUACAGUGACUUGGACUUGGCAGGGUUUCAGCUCGAAGACACUGCUGCUUCUAACGCUGAGCCAGCUGUACACCACAGUAGAGAUAGAGUUCUUGCCGCCGCAUAUCCCCACAGAAGAGGAAAGGAAAAGCCCAGCUCUGUUUGCCAGCAGAGUGCGAGAAACUAUGGCCAGAGCUUUGGGAGUUCCAGUAACAGACCACACAUAUGAAGACUGCCGCUUGAUGAUCUCAGCUGGUGAGCUAACUCUGCCCAUGGAGGCCGGCCUGGUUGAGUUCACCAAAAUUAGCCGCAAACUCCAACUGAAGUGGGACAACGUGAGAAAAGAGCUGGAGGGCUUUGCGGCCAUGGCCAGCUCUUGUAGGGGAGGACGGAUCACCAUUGAGGAGUUUGCCGGAUUCCUCAAGCUACCUGUCACCCCACCCCUCGAGGAGCUGUUUGCACUGUUUGACAGGAAUAGAGAUGGCACCAUCGACUUCAGAGAGUACGUUAUAGGCGUGACCAUCCUGUGUCGGCCAGCGAACACUGAAGACGUUCUUCGAAUGGCUUUCCAGCUGUUUGACACAGAUGAGGAUGAGAAAAUCACCCGAGAGGAGUUUACUGCUCUGCUGCGCUCCGCUCUGGGUGUGUCGGAUCUAAACAUGGCCAAGCUCUUCAAGGAGAUUGAUGCUGACGGCUCUGGUUUCAUCACCUUCAGUGAAUUUCAAGGCUUUGCUAUGAGCCACCCGGAGUACGCAAAGCUCUUCACCACCUACCUGGAGCUUCAGAGAUAUCAAGCAAUCCAGGAGGCGAGGCCAGGUGAUCUGGAACUGGCUGGUCAGACCAGUUCAGGAGAAAAACAGGAAGACAGCAUCUCUGACAAGAAAGAUGACUGAGACGGACGACAACUGUAAACCCUGCUUGACUGCACUGACAGACAGAAAACUGUAUUCACUGCACUGAGAAGGAAAAGGCUGUGUCCAGCGACUUUUAGCAAAUUCAAGUCAUUUGCUACAGCAGAGCCAUAUUAUAGGUCAUGUGCUUGCCUCUGUACAGACAUGGGUUUUAGAGUGCUUCUAUUUUCAAUUUUAGUGCCUUAUAGAGAUUUUAAAGAACAACUCCCCAAUCACUGCACAACAAAUGUCUAAUUGCAGACUAUUUCCAUCUGUAAAGAUUUGUGUGUGUGUGUGUGUGUGUGUGUGUGUGUGUGUGUGUGUGUGUGGGUGUGUG
Messenger RNA from Seriola dumerili (greater amberjack), 2082 nucleotides. It is a transcript of the gene lpcat2, whose product is annotated as lysophosphatidylcholine acyltransferase 2. NCBI's taxonomy places the organism in Eukaryota, Metazoa, Chordata, Actinopteri, Carangiformes, Carangidae. The record is from RefSeq and is a predicted model, not a curated record. Bases 171 to 1748 code for a protein of 525 amino acids. Gene Ontology annotation, molecular function: calcium ion binding; 1-acylglycerophosphocholine O-acyltransferase activity. Gene Ontology annotation, cellular component: endoplasmic reticulum. The transcript is spliced from 14 exons.